AUGGAAUCAAACCAAUCAUACGAACGCGGCCGCUUCUACGCUUCUCCAAGCGGUUUCCCUCGCUUCGCGGGGUCCGCGUCUGGCGUUUACCUCGCCGACACGGUACGGGCGCAGGCCGACGCCGCAGCACCGGGCAUCGAGCAGGCGUUUACGAGUCGCGCCGCCGAUGAGCCAGAUGAGAGUGUGGUGUACGAGCACUUCAGUCUCCGUGCCUCUGACCUCCUGGCUGCCGGUCUCCGCGCUGCCUUAGAAUCCUACUUCGAGACAUGGCACCCUCUCUUCCCCUUCCUCGACGGCGCGUACGUCCUCUCCGCCUACGAGGCCGCCCUCACCGCUGCCACGACCAGGCCUGACGGCCCGGCUUUCCUCCUCUCCCCCGCUGAGAGUUUGGCACUCACGGCGAUCUUCAAAGCCAUUGUCGCGAUCGGCGAUGAUGGGACCGCCGCGCGCGCCGGUUUCCCUCGCUUAGCAUCCACGAGCCAAGCAACAAUGCUGGGCCACCUGGUCCUCAGUGCGUGCCAGGGUGGUAGCAUCAAUGACUUGUUCGCGAUCCAAGCCCUCGUGGCCCUUAUGCUCUUCAUGUAUCUCUCCCGCCGCCUCCGCCCUGCCAUGCACCUCAGCGGCACCGUGACCAAACUUGCCUUUGAGGCCGGCCUCCACCGCUGCCCAGACCGGUAUCCGGGUACCUUUACGUCCACCGCUGAGCGUGAGAUGCGCAAGCGCGUCUUCUGGUCGCUGUACACCCUUGACCGGCUGCUCACCGCCGAGUUUGGGGUUCCGAUCAUGCUGCACGACACGGACGUCGACACGUGUGUUCCUGGUGGUAGCGAGCAGCAUCCCCUCUGUCCCCCCAGCCCCGAAGGCCAUCCAGCACGUCAUGAUCAAGCCAGCCCCGAGGACCGGCGAAAACGGCGGCGCGUGAGCGAGUCACCGCAUGAACCCCUAUCGACUUCACCACAGGUUCAGGGACAGAGUGUCGAGAGCCACCAGCCCGCUGAGCCACAGCGGCAGCGUCUACUUCCGGCGUUCUCGCUCGUCGGCAUCUCACGUCUGAUGGGCCAGGCGAUGGAGGCAUUCAACAAGAGCCUGCGGUAUCGCUCGAUCCAGGCCCAGGAGACACUGCAGCUGCGCACUGAGCUCGAGCGCUGGUGGAACGACAUUGGCUUUGACGCCGACGGCGAGGCUACACCGGACGCAGACGACGUUCGCUCGCCCUACAAAACCCUCUUCACCUGCCUGUACCGACAGCAGGUGAUCGCACUCUCUCGCCCCGCACUCAGUCUCGCCCCAACCGCAUUGCAGCACACGUACGCACUAGAGACAUGUGUGGCCAGCGCCCGAGUGAUUCUGCGCACACUGGCGCACGAGCUCGACGGUCGCCAACGCAGGGCGGUCGAAUGCUGUGGCUUGCCUGGGAAGGGCGAGAGCGUGAUGUGGCCGGGAUAUGUCGAUAUGGUAUUCUUCGCUGCGCUCAUUCUCGUGUACGCCGCUAAGCGCGAGGAGCCGGGCCCUGCUGCGACAAAUCGUCUUAAGGCGGACUUGCGGCGUGCGAUUCGCAUCCUCGAGAUGCUUGCGAAGCGGUGGAGCAUCACGCCGUUCGUGGCGGCGGUGCGCGCGUUCCUGGACCCGCCGAAGGACGUCUCGGUCCCUGGGGGGGGAGAGCUCUUUGACACGUUCCUGUUCGACUUUGACGCAUUCGAACUCAACUGGGCUGUUCACCAGAGCCUUCCGUCGAGCCCAAAGUAG
Molecule: messenger RNA, 1746 nt
Organism: Cutaneotrichosporon cavernicola
Lineage: Eukaryota; Fungi; Basidiomycota; Tremellomycetes; Trichosporonales; Trichosporonaceae
Exons: 6
Coding region: 1-1746 (581 amino acids)
Biological process (GO): DNA-templated transcription
Molecular function (GO): zinc ion binding; DNA binding
Source: RefSeq, a predicted model, not a curated record